AUGUGCAAAAGGCUCAGGCAGCUUGGGCCAGCGCCAUCAAGAAGAUCUCCAAGACCUACCUUGAUGGAGGUGAUUAUGUCGCAGCUGCUACCAAGGCAGCUGGUGAACUCUACGGCUACGGCCGCUCGAAUGUGCUGUUCAAGCCAACCAAGGCAGUGGAAGCCCAGUUCCGACCAACA
Molecule: messenger RNA, 179 nt
Organism: Symbiodinium pilosum
Lineage: Eukaryota; Dinophyceae; Suessiales; Symbiodiniaceae
Source: the annotation of a GenBank genome assembly